AUGGCGUAUGGUAAUUCGCCUUUCAACCUCACGUAUGCUGAUAAAGCUGCACUUACGUGCUCAAAUAUCAAAGAUAUACCGGCUGCGUACGUAUCCGGUGCAUUCAUACUACCACCGGCAUCGCUAUUUCCGAACACUCAUCCUGGAUCAGUAACGCGAUUGCCCGAUGGUAGUUCGCACAAAGCGCGCAUCACACACCGCAACCCGUUCAGUGGAUUCGAGGGUUACGACUUCGAGAAGACUAGAAGGAAGGCGAGGCGGACCAGCUACGAAGAGCAAGAGUACUCCCGGCACUUGAUGGAGGGAGAGGUACGCGCGGAUGAAUGGCUGAUGUUUUUUGAAGUUAAAAAUAAUCUAGAUUACAAGGGUGGAAUAGGCCUUGCACGUAGCAGUAAUGCUGGCGGCCACUGGGUGUAUGACAAGAUUGUGCUGGAUGAGUACUUUCAGGUUGCAUUUCCCUUCGUAUUUCGCGUCGAGGGCGAUCUUUUCAUGAUACCUAGCACACGGGAGAUCAACCAGGUCAGGUUAUACAGGGCCACCAGUGAUGAAGCGGAUGAGUGGGAGCACGUCUCCACACUUCUGUCUGGGCGUUCUUAUUGCGACACGAAUAUUGUGUACUACGAUGGUCAGUGGUGGAUGUAUUCUUGGACAAAGAAGCCAAAUGAACUGCACCUGUACUACAGCGAGUGGAUAGAAGGACCCUGGAAUGUUCACCCAAUGUCGCCCUUGGAUGUAAAAAAACAUGAUCGCCGACCUGGCGGGCGUCCUGUUGUAUUUGAAGGCAAGGUGAUUCGCUAUUCGGUGUGGGGUACCUCUUUGAGAGCCUUCCAGGUGGAUGUUAUGAACACCACACAUUAUGAGGAGAACAAGUUAAAAGUCAAAAUCAAGGGAGAUAAGCAUAAACAUUGGAUUUCCAAGCGUGUCCAUACCGUUGACCCGCAUGAGUUGAGCCCUGGGGUGUGGGUGGCAGGUGUUGAUGGGGAUUCGCAACGGAGUAAGCCAGUUACGCGCAUGGUGGUGCGCUGGGCUGUGCUGUCCGUUGUAUUCUCUAUACUAGCUUUCGUUGUGAUGAAGGUGAACUUGUUCAAACCGGCGGCAAAGUCCAUUAGGAAGCUGAUUUUGCAUUUGAGAGGCCAUAAGCGGCAGUUGCAGCAGUGGGGCUCGUGCACACACCUACUUAUGGCUCUCUGUGUAUGGAUCUUCGGGCUGUGGCGGCUCGAUUGGCUAUUAGACUGUCGCGAACCGUACAAUGUGGCCCAUUUCCAAGGUAUAGGCACAUUGUGUUUAGGGGAUGUCGCAUAUUAUUCUGAGCGAUGUUUAGAAUUUGUCGAGCGAGUGAAUGUCACAGGGAUGCACGGGCAUCAGGGGCUCAAAGACGUAUAUAGCCCUGGUUUGAGUAUAGUGGGCAAUUUGGUGGAGAAACCUGAAAGAGACAGGGCGACUGGACCCUUACUUCAAGGUCUGCCCACGAUACCCAAUGGCGAAUCAUAUCUUGGGCUGGAUGAAGAUGAAGAGGCAUCUGAGAGUGCAAUGGAUGUAGAUGGGGAGUGUGAGAUAACCGUGAUCACCGCUAUGAUUGAUCUCUCUCCAUAUAUGAAAGCGGUAGGAGAAAGAGCGCCCGCGCAGAUGGAGGCAAAGGCGUCGGCCCGUGGAUAUGAUAUAUAUAAAACCUGGUUUAAGCAAAUUCUCGGUAUUAACGCGUGCAUGGUGGUCUAUGUGAAAGCCGCGGAUGUGGAGUUUGUUUGGCAGUAUCGCUCACCCAAGACUACUGUAGUCAGCGUUGUACCUAAUGAUGUAGUGGAGACGUAUAAGCACAUAGGUGAAAUAGAGGCCAUUGUAAAUAACUUGACCUAUACGCAAAAUGUGCGCCGCCCGGAUAGGAUAGAAAUGAGAGUCCCCGCCUACUCGGUGACGCAGUACAAGAAGAUCGAUUGGGUGUAUGAAGCCACCGUAUCUAAUCCCUUCGGCUCAGAUUUCUUCUUCUGGGUGGAUGGUGGAUAUGGUCACGGCAAGCGCAUGCCUGAUCUGGGCGGACAGGUUUGGCCUAAUCCCGAUAAGGUCAGAUCUAUACUGAACCUAAACCAGGCGUUCAUCAUCCAGGUAGACGAUCCCGUACACGAGCACUGCUUUGAUAUCCGCUCCAAAUUUAUGAGGCACGAAAGCACCAUAGCCGGAGGCUUCUUCGGUGGCACAAAGGCUAGUAUGCACAAGAUGCACUCGCAGUUUCACCGUCACUUGGAAACGGCGCUGGAGGGCGGGUAUAUGGAUGAUGAUCAAGCCGUGUUCUUCAGCAUGUGGUGUGAGAGUCCGAGCCUGUUCCAGCUAGAGAGAUGUCCCGCGAAUCUGCUGUGUAAGACAGUGGGUGCCAACCGAUGCUUUGACCGGUGGAAUUGUGCGCCGCAGUUCUUUGCCAAUGGUGGCUUGCACGAUUUCCACAUCUGGCUUUAUCAGUGGAUCGGCACAUAGCAAUAUAACAUAUAUUAGUUUUAGUACGUCUUAAGCUGAGGCCAGAAAAGGUUAAGACAGAAGCUUAACAAAAACAGAAGCUUAAAUAGAUGGUCUGAGAGCCACUCAAUAAAAUAGAGGCUG
Messenger RNA from Sphaeroforma arctica JP610, 2589 nucleotides. RefSeq lists its product as hypothetical. The record is from RefSeq and is a predicted model, not a curated record. The transcript is spliced from 2 exons. NCBI's taxonomy places the organism in Eukaryota, Ichthyosporea, Ichthyophonida. The coding region runs from base 1 to 2466 and encodes 821 amino acids.